AUGAGGUCCGAGAAGGAGGCUGGCACUGCGGCCAGGGAGAGGAGGAUCGUCGAAAUACAAUUUCGAGACCUCCCGAGAGACCAAGACAAUAUUUCGACUAACCCUAAGCAGAAAGAAGAAAAAAAGGAAGUGUUCACCAAGGUAGUUAUCCGGAGACUUCCACCCAAUCUGUCAAAAGAUCAGUUAGAAGAACAGCUCAGUCCUUUACCUGUUUACGACUAUUUCGAAUUCUUCCCGGCCGAUCAAAGUUUGUAUCCUCACCUUUACACCCGGGCAUACAUUAAUUUCAAAAACCCAGAAGACAUUGUCCUCUUUCGAGAUCGAUUUGAUGGCUAUGUCUUCAUUGAUAAUAAAGGUCAGGAAUAUCCAGCUGUUGUAGAAUUUGCCCCAUUCCAGAAGGUUUCUAAAAAGAAACUCAAAAAGAAAGAUGCAAAAGCGGGAAGUAUAGAGGACGACCCUGAGUACAGAAGGUUUUUGGAGAACUGUUGUGAUGAGGAAAAAACGGCGGCCAAUCCUGAAACGCUGCUGGGGGAGAUAGAGGCUAAGACCAAAGAGCUCAUAGCGAAGAGAACCACACCACUUCUGGAGUACAUUAAAAAUAAGAAACUUGAAAAGCAGAGAAUCAGGGAAGAGAAACGAGAGGAGAGACGACGCAGGGAACUGGAGAAGAAACGCCUGAGAGAGGAAGAGAAGAGGAAGCGUAGGGAAGAGGAGAGGCGCAAACGGAAGGAGGUCGAGAAGCAGAAGAAACUAGCUGAAAAAGAGAUUAAAAUCAAGCUUCUGAAGAAAUCAGACAGGGAUGAAGAUUUUGAUUCGGACAGACUGAAGGACAAAGGGGACAAUGGAGAUCCUGAUAAAAGCAAAUGGGACAAAACUCCAGGGCACAUGAAAUCUAAACACCUUGACAAGGACUUAAAGGAAAGAGGCCAAGCAGAGAGUGACAAGGAACAGAAUGAGCUGAAAGACCAAGGGCAACGAUCAAAGGACCUAGACAGACACCCAAGCCGAGAUGAGGAGCGCAAGCGACAGAGGCACCACUAUGAAUUUGACAAGUUUGUGCGCCGUAGAGAAGAGACCAAGUGGGGCAAGAGCUACUGUCAGGACAGGGCAAAGAAAGACAGUCAGCAUCACGGCUUUGCUUACUGUUCAGACUCGGGGGACAAAGCGGUGAAAGAUGAGAAGGACGAUGGAGGCAGCAGGAAAGAGCGCAUCCGCAACAAGUCUGUGUUAGCGCAUCAGGAGAAAAGGACCUCCCAGUCUGAGGGGCAAGACCAGAUAGGAGGGGCUCUGCCAGCUAAGGAUCGGCCUUCCAUGCAGCUCUAUCAGCCAGGGGCACGCACACAAACAGGUUCAGGGGGAAACGGGUACGACCAUGGCAGCAACUCCCCAGAGAGGGUGGGUGAACGUAGGAACGAGAUCGCCACAGGAACUGGCACUGAGAAGACUGGGGAUGAGUAGCUGUAACUCACAAAAGGAAGAGAAAAAUGACAGGAAACUACUGCCUGGUUGCCCAGAUUAAAUUCUAUAGUAUUGUCUUUAGGUGGAAUUUUGAGUGGAAAAUUCUCUAUGUAUAUACGUAAAUCCUCUAAGUGAUUCAUGAACACGAUACAUUUGUGAUGCUAGACAUACAGUAUGUGCCCAUUUUAUUUUAAGUCGUAUUGUGAACUGUUUCAACUUCAUGCCAGAUAACACUGCCUGAAAAAAAUUCUAGAGGGUGCUAGAGGGCAACAUUGUUUUAUUAAAAAGAAAAUGCACACAUUUUACCUGUGCUCACAACAUGCCUAGCAAAUAUUUCAGGACUUCACCAAUUUGAGAUUCAUUUAAAAUAUUUUGUAGUUCUGAAAGUUAAAGUGAAAUCCUCUAUUAUAAAGAAAAUGAAUCAUUUUGUAGUGAAAAAUCAUGUAGAGUUGUUAGAAAAAAAUACAUAAAUAUAUAUGUAUAUCUUUGCAUGGCAAAUGUACUAUAAUAUUUUGCCAUAUUUAAAGUAUCCAAAUGUGAUGUUUGUAUCUGAAAUUCCAAUAUUUGGCUUUUUUUUUUUAAUUACUCACUUGUUAUAUUACUUUCACAUUUAAAUUUAUGUGGAUCUGAACUGUAGACUGGAUUGGGUGAUGAUUUUUUCCCAUGACUGGAGACGGACAGUCCAGUGUCAUAACCAGUUAUUGUAAUUCAACUUCCCUGCUUUUCUAUGAAAUAGCUUAUUAAUUCUGUGGCAAACAGUAAAUGUGUAAAAUGUAAGUACUGUGUGUAAUAUGCCUAAAACAUAUAUACUAUUAAUAAUUAUACUCUAAAAUAUUUAUUCACA
This is a messenger RNA of Brienomyrus brachyistius, 2302 nucleotides long. RefSeq names its product UPF3A regulator of nonsense mediated mRNA decay (gene upf3a). Gene Ontology annotation, molecular function: telomeric repeat DNA binding. Lineage: Eukaryota; Metazoa; Chordata; Actinopteri; Osteoglossiformes; Mormyridae. The transcript has 11 exons. Gene Ontology annotation, cellular component: nucleolus; cytoplasm. Gene Ontology annotation, biological process: nuclear-transcribed mRNA catabolic process, nonsense-mediated decay; positive regulation of translation. The record is from RefSeq and is a predicted model, not a curated record. Bases 1 to 1458 code for a protein of 485 amino acids.